CACCGCACUUUUCUCGAAUAAAAAUCUAAAACCUUCGGAGUCUUUAAAGCAAAUACAUAUGUUGGUGUCCGGGUCUAUGCGGGCAUGGCCGCCGCUAUUGCUAGACCGUUAAUCCGGCGGCUUCUAUGGCACUUCUUAACAACAGUAGCGCCGCAUCCCACCGCCCCACCGCAAUUCAAGCUCCACGCGAACAAAGAUUUCGCCACAUCCGCCACCCGCGCCCGUAGAAACAAAACUAGAUCCAAUGAGAUUACGAGUAGCGUCGCAGAGAAGAAGAAUAGCAGAACGUCGAUGCUCAAUAGAAGGACGCGGUCGGAUAAGGAUAUUGACGAGGAGAGCUUUCUGAAGCUGUAUGGAAAUGACAACAAUUCUGCUCAUGUUCCAGUCUUGCUUGGUGAAGUGUUGGAUGCUUUUUCCUCUGUCCACCUCCGCUCCUUCGUCGAUUGCACCCUGGGCGCGGCUGGCCAUUCUUGCGCGAUUAUCGUUGCACAUCCAGAGAUGCAAGCUCAUAUUGGUUUUGAUGUUGAUCCAGUUGCACAUCGAAUGGCUCAAGAUCGAAUCAAUGCUGUCUUAAAGAACGAAUCUAGUUUUACAGAUUCGCAAUUGAAGGUGCAUACUUAUUUGAAAAAUUUCAAGGAUGUGAAAUCUGUGCUUUGUGAGGUUGACAAGAGACUAUUGACUUCUGGAGUUGAUGGGAUCCUUAUGGACUUGGGGAUGUCCUCUAUGCAGGUAAAUGAUGCUCAAAGAGGUUUUAGCGUGCUAAAGCGCGGACCUCUUGAUAUGCGGAUGGAUCCUAAGAUCUAUUCCAUUCCAUAUAUUGUAGCAGCUUCCACCUGAUUUGAACAGGUCUCUGGCAGGCGACUCUGAAAGCUGAAGACAUUUUAAAUUCUUGGCCAGCUGAUGAAGUGGGGAGAAUCUUACGUGAUUAUGGAGAAGAAAGCAAUUGGCACUUUCUUCAAAACAAAAUUGCUAGCGCUCGCUUGACUGGUGGGCUUCACUCUACUGGUCAACUAGUUGAUCUUAUUCAGAAAUCAACUUUCAGGACGAAAGGAGACAAGGCUGGAUAAAGACGGCAACAAGAGUCUUCCAAGCUCUUAGAAUAGCUGUUAACGAUGAACUUAGGACGCUGGAGGGUUCCAUCUAUUCCUGUUUUGAUUCCCUUGCUCCUGGUGGGCGGCUAGCUGUCAUCUCUUUCCACAGCUUGGAGGACAGAAUAGUGAAGCACGCAUUUCUCCGUGUCAUCAAUGGGGGCGAUGUUGCAUCUUCUAGAGCUGAAGAAGAAAAAUGCUCUCAAAAUGAAGACGGUGAAAGAGAAUUGUGGGUUAAACAGAUUAUACAAGGGCGGGAUGGGACUAUCCUCACUAAAAGGCCCAUAACUCCAUCUCAGGGGGAAGAGAUGCUGAACACUAGAAGCCGGAGCGCCAAACUAAGGGUAAUUCAGAAAGCUCGGUGAUGGAUGGAAAAUUGUUAAUUUUGGGCUGUUCUGCCAACCAAUAUUGUAAGAGUAGUAACUUAAUUAUUCCUUUUAGUAUUAUAGAUCUUUAUCUUGAACGUCUUAUUUGCAAUAUGGAGCUCGGUUGGUAAAGAUAAAUUUAAAUGAAUUAUCCGUAUUAGUUAAACUUCUUAACAUUGGAGUCGAUUGAACUUAAUUUAAUUUCCAA
This is a messenger RNA of Cuscuta europaea, 1661 nucleotides long. The record is from the annotation of a GenBank genome assembly. Lineage: Eukaryota; Viridiplantae; Streptophyta; Magnoliopsida; Solanales; Convolvulaceae.